AUGACAGCAGCAACAAUUGCACCUGAUGCGCCAACUGCAACCCCGUCACUGACAACAGCAACAACAACAACAACAACAACAACAACAAAAGCAGCAAUACCACUACAGGCCAAGCAGAAAGUCCAAGUCCGCAGAGUCCAGGGACAACGACUCCUACAAAAACCAACUGGCCCCUCUGAAGGGACAGUAGCUCUCCUCAUCAAUGGGGAGUUCCGCGAAGAACUCAUCGCACUACUAGGAAAGGCCAAAGUAAGUCCACCGGACAACUUUGAUCCCACCGCCGCCAACGUGAUCGCCGAUCCCAAGUUGAAAGAAGAGGCCAUCGAGGUUAGGGCUGUCGUAAAGAUCUUGCAGAUCGCGGUCUCUGACUACGUGGAAGGCCGAAAAACUGACAGCACCAUCGCCCCAACUUUCCUGCCUGAGAGCGCCCCUGCUAUCCAGUGCCCUUGGACCCAGAUACACAACUUUGCCAUUCCAACGACGUUGCCAAAGCCAAUGGACGGCAUCUCGCUACUUAUAAAGCCAGAUUUUCCUCAUCAUGUACACCCCCUUCCAAUCAUUAACCCCCACGUUUUAUCGUGUAGGAUGUAUCCCUAUACUAUACACUGCGUAUACCUCCCACCACGAUUGAUAUCCUCUGAGUGUCAAGAGCAGCUGGUGUUGUUACCCGCCGACAACUUCACCAUUUUUUGCGGCGAAUUCAACGCUCGACCACACCACACAACUGGGGACACUCGAGGAAGACUACGAAGUGAAAUUAUGGCAAACUGGGUUAGCAAGGAGCAAUUCCAUGAUAUGCAGAUGAAAAUCCAUGACGAACUCGCCUUGGACUCUGACCACCACCUUUGUGAGCUAUCUUUUCAGCCUGUGUUUAUACCACAGCUCCCGACAGAAAACUCUGUCCGUCGACUUUGGAAGCUUCAACGACUGGAAAUCGAAGAGGUCUACAAAAAAUACCAAAGACGAUUUGAAGUGGGUUCAGGUACACUUCAACGAGAGAUCCAACAAACCCUGGAAGACACUUCCAUAUCGUGCCCUGUUGUCUUGGAGGCCUAUUCAGAACGUCUCAAUGAGACAAUCUAUAAGGCUUUGGAUGAUUCUGUUGGGCGAGCGUCACCACGACCAAAAGUUUGGAAGAACUUUUGGAAUGCCGAAUUACAACACCUAGCUGACCGGCGUCAAGAACUAUACCGUUGGCGACGCCGGUAUGUUGCAGCAAACCAAGAUCUGCGAACAGCAGUUCGGGCGGCACGACGACAAAUCUGGUACGAUUUCUGCGACAAAAUCCAAAAGGCUCCUUCAGAGAUGGUGAGUGCAUUAAAGAGAAUGAAGAUUCGGCAACGAUCUCCGAUUUCUCUGACAUCUCCAGAAGGACCACUUACAGCCGCUAAUAACAUGAUCGACCACCUUGAGAAUGUUUUUGGUGGAUCUACGGAAAUACGGACUGAACCGGCGGUUACACCAAUGGAGAGGGAAGUACCAUGGGACGUAGACCAAGUCAAGGAAGCUAUUCGUCGUUUGCCACGACGGAAAGCAUCAGAUAUUGAUCAUAUUAGGGCAGAGAUGCUCAAGCCUCUUGUAUCAACUCUAGGUCCUCUACUCCACAUGCUCUUCAAGCUGUGUUGGAGAUGGUCGUGGACGCCUGUCGCAUAG
Messenger RNA from Phycomyces blakesleeanus NRRL 1555(-), 1653 nucleotides. RefSeq lists its product as hypothetical. The record is from RefSeq and is a predicted model, not a curated record. The transcript is spliced from 7 exons. Bases 1 to 1653 code for a protein of 550 amino acids. NCBI's taxonomy places the organism in Eukaryota, Fungi, Mucoromycota, Mucoromycetes, Mucorales, Phycomycetaceae.